AUGAGCGCGCAGAGGGUCGCUCUGCCCGGCUUCGAUGACGCCGAGUUGGUCAAGCUCAUUACUGCCCUGGUAAAGGAAGACGCCCCACGCUGGCUUCCUCAAGAUCAAACCGGACGUUUUCUCUACGUUCGACCAGCGAUUAUCGGCAACGGCACCCAACUCGGCGUGCAGCUUCCCCGAGUCGCGACUCUGUUCGUCGUGAUGGUGCCCUGGCCGGACUUUUCGAUGGAGCUGCCUCCAAAUGCAAAGCCGAGAGCCGUUCCUGGGCUUAGACUUCUUGCUUCGCAGGGCGAGACGACUCGCGCUUGGCCGGGAGGCUUUGGGUAUGCCAAGGUCGGUGCCAACUACGGCACGACUUUCGUCGCCCACGGCAAAGCCCUCGAACAGGGGUUCGACCAGAUUCUGUGGCUUUUUGGGACUGAUGGAAGAGUAACGGAAGCCGGCGCAAGCAAUUUCUUCGCUAUCGUUAAAAAUGAAGCAAGUGGCAGGGCCGAACUUUUGACCGCGAGUUUGGAUGAUAAUCUUAUCUUGGACGGUGUCACACGGCGCUCCGUCCUGGAGCUGGUUCGGUCGAGGUUGUCAAAAGAGCUGUCUGUUUCCGAGACUAUAUUCACCAUGUCUGAGCUCAAGAAGGCCUGGGAGCAAGGUCGUUUGCUAGAGGCUUUCGUGUCAGGAACCGCCUAUUUUAUCACGCCGGUAUGCUCGAUCAACUACGAGGGUUGUGACCUAGACGUGCCACAAGAACGCCAGGCUGUCGGUGCAAGCUACGCUAGCAUCAUCAAGGGCUGGCUGAAGGAUAUCAUGUACGGCGGGGAGAUUCACCCCUGGGGGCUGGUGGUCGAAGAUUACGAACAUAAAUAG
Messenger RNA from Verticillium nonalfalfae, 861 nucleotides. RefSeq lists its product as uncharacterized. Gene Ontology annotation, biological process: L-leucine biosynthetic process; L-valine biosynthetic process. The coding region runs from base 1 to 861 and encodes 286 amino acids. Gene Ontology annotation, molecular function: branched-chain-amino-acid:2-oxoglutarate transaminase activity. The transcript is spliced from 3 exons. The record is from RefSeq and is a predicted model, not a curated record. NCBI's taxonomy places the organism in Eukaryota, Fungi, Ascomycota, Sordariomycetes, Glomerellales, Plectosphaerellaceae. Gene Ontology annotation, cellular component: mitochondrion.